Molecule: messenger RNA, 865 nt
Organism: Artibeus jamaicensis (Jamaican fruit-eating bat)
Lineage: Eukaryota; Metazoa; Chordata; Mammalia; Chiroptera; Phyllostomidae
Gene: MRAP
Product: melanocortin 2 receptor accessory protein
Exons: 3
Coding region: 104-625 (173 amino acids)
Biological process (GO): protein localization to plasma membrane; regulation of adenylate cyclase-activating G protein-coupled receptor signaling pathway
Cellular component (GO): plasma membrane; endoplasmic reticulum
Molecular function (GO): type 3 melanocortin receptor binding; signaling receptor regulator activity; type 4 melanocortin receptor binding
Source: RefSeq, a predicted model, not a curated record
GGGGACGAGCAGACAGGCUUGGGUGACUUCACAGAAAUCAGGGGCCAGCCUCCCCCAGGGACACCCAGUAGCUCCGGCCGCACGGCCUCCCGGGGCCACCGACAUGGUCGACGGCACCAACACCUCGGCCCCGAACUACAGCUACGAGUACUACCUGGGCUACCUGGACCCUGACCCCGUGGACGAGAGGAAGCUGGGAGCCCACAAACAUGCCAUCGCCAUCGCCUUCUGGGUGGGCCUGGCGGCCUUCCUGCUGCUCCUGCUCCUCACCCUGCUGUGCGUGUCCUGGUCAGGCUCCCAGCCGGCGCGGAACCACGCCCGGCACCAGCCCACCUGCCCCUGGGGUCUCCGCCUGGACCUCCCCCUCCGCGUCCUGAGGCACCUGCUGCUCCACAGGGCCCCCCAGGGGACCCCGCCGGCACCGCCCAGAUCCAUCAAGGAGCCACAGCAGUCCAGGCGGGAGGGCCCCGCCCCCUCCAUCCCCAUUGCCCCCCAGGCCCACGCUGCUCUCCUGUGGGAACGGGCCCUCGGUGGGGACCCCAUGGCAUCAGCUGACGUCGGCCACAAGCCCAGCUGGCCACCCCCUGGAGAUGGAACAGACGCCAGCAACCACGGCCACUGCUGAGUGGCCCAUGACACGAACCAACCCAGGCACGUGUACCACCCAAAGCCACCGCAGGUCACGGGAAGGGCGACGAGUGAGAGCAGCCGGACGGGGGCACGCACACGGGAGCCGCAUGGCCGAGGCCGGCGCAGCCCACCCAGCGGUGGGACUUUCGGUGUGCUCCCCGCCCACUCGCUGCCUGGGGUCAUGUGGGGGAGGGGAGAGAAGCGAUACUCGUAAAUAAAGAUUCAAGCAACCCCA